Messenger RNA from Rhopilema esculentum, 2011 nucleotides. RefSeq lists its product as uncharacterized. Gene Ontology annotation, biological process: regulation of alternative mRNA splicing, via spliceosome. NCBI's taxonomy places the organism in Eukaryota, Metazoa, Cnidaria, Scyphozoa, Rhizostomeae, Rhizostomatidae. The record is from RefSeq and is a predicted model, not a curated record.
CGUUUCGGAUGAAAUAUGGGGCAGAUCGAUGAAAAAAGUGUCCAAAAUCGUCUCUCUUUAUUUGUUCUUGACGUUACGGUUUUUUUAAAAGAGUAAUAUUUUAGUGGAUUAACAUUGCUGGAAAAAUGGCUCAUCUAAAAGGAUAUGGCUUGAUCAUUCCAAAGUCAUCAAAAGGGAAAGUCAGUAAAAUUGGGAAAUCAGCUGCCGUUUUUCAGAAUGACUCAAGUGAAGAAGAUGAAAGUAAGAAAAAGAAAUUGAUUAACCAAGAACUGAAUGCUGUAGCAGAGAAAAAGAAGCAAACAAAACAGACCAAAGAAGACAUAGAGAGGGCAUUAAGAGAAGAUCCGAAUGUCUAUAAAUAUGAUGAAAUUUAUGAAGAAAUGGAACAGAAAAAACAAACUGUUGGCUUCGAAGCCAAAGAAAAAGACAAAAAGCCCAAAUAUAUCGCCAAUCUGCUGAAAUCAGCAGCCAUGCGCAAAAAGGAACAAGAAAGACGAACAGAAAGAAGUGUACAAAGAGAAAGAGAAAAAGAAGGGGACCAGUUUGCAGACAAAGAGUCUUUCGUCACCGCUGCAUAUCGACAAAAAAUGAUAGAACAAGCAGAAGAGGAAGAGAAAUUGCGGAGACAAGAUGAAUUAGAUGCUGCAAAUGACGUCACAAAACAAAAGGAUCUCUCCAAGUUUUAUCGAAAUUUAUUAGAUGGCAAUGUCUCGAUGGGUGCCCCUGUUGAGGAGCAAGAGCAUUCCAGAGUGAUAGAGACUAAAACUGCCGAAAAGAACAAAGAAAGUGGUGAAGAAAAAGUAGAAAAAUACUCAACUCCCGAAAGUGAAAACGAAGAGGUGAAUAAAUUUUCUAGAGAUAAAUCUUCAAACAAAAAGGGAAAACAAUAUCAUAGCCUUGAAAGGAGCCCUUCAGAAAAGGCAAGGGGAAAACGUAGCACAUAUCGCUCUUCUGAUGGUUCCUGUGAAGAAGCAACAGGGGACAGGCAACCCGUAGUUAGUGGAAAGGCAAAUGAAAGAAGAAGAGGUGAAAGGCGGUAUAGAAAAGGAAGAGCAAGGGAUGAGAGAACAUCUUCAUCUGAGUCGGACUCGGAUCAUGUUGAGAAAAGUAGGCGAGAAUCAGGUACUAAAAGGAACUCAAAUGAUGACAAAUACUCUUCAAAGUCGAAGUCACCGAAUCAUCGCUACAGUAGAGAAGGUUCUGGUUCCAAAGACUCUACUGGUCGCCUAGACAGAGAUGCAAGAAUUCAAUCGCAUUCUAAGCAUGGCCGAGAAGGAAGCCAGGCGCAUGAUGAAAAAUAUCAAAAGGAGAAAAGAUCAAGAGAAAGGUCUAGAGAAUCUAAGCGAGAGAGAUCGAGCGAAAAGGGUAAGAGGGAGCGUUCAGGUGAGGGAAACAAACGGCGACACGCUUCAAGUGGAUCUAGUCCUGAAAUUUCUAGAAAAAAGGACAAGGGUGGUAGAUCUGUUGAACGAAAGAAUCAAAGCGAUCGUCAAUAUUUGGAACAGAAAACUGAAAGCAAAAAUAAUGGAAAGGAAACCAUUAAUAAAGAAAGAUCGAAAGUAUUUGCAAAACGUAAUGAUGCUGAUAGCGUUUUGGGUGCUAGGGAACGAUAUUUAGCGAGGAAGCAAGGCAGGAUUGUUCCAAUCACGCACGAUGAUGACUCAGAUUAGCUGUUGUUGGUUAUGCCGCAGAAGGAAGCCUUCCUUAACAACAAGAUGAUAUUCUUGACUUGGAUUUUACCGUUCAGUUUCCGGUCAAAGCCCCAGUAUCAUUGGCUUCGAACGGUAGUAACUUUAUGAACGUCCUUUGAGAUUGAGCCAGCGUUUGAAAAGGCCGAUGAUCAACAUUUCCGGAAUUUUAGUCUGCCAACGCUCGCCUUAAGAUCUUUUUUUAUUUGUGAAACUAUGAAUUGGAAAGAUUAGUUUUUGAUCGAAGGGCAGGUAAAUAGCCUUAGCUUGUGCACUAUUUGAUAAUAAUGUUUGAUUAUUAGCAUAUUUUUUGCUUCUGCCUU